GAGGCGGGUGGAGGGGUGGGAUGGAAAGUGAAGGUUGAGAGAGGAGAGAGUUUAUUCAGUCGCACACAGACACAAACCACAAGCGCACCGAUCCUCCCUCGACUCGAAGACGAUCCAGUCAUGGGUUUGGAAAUAGAGCUGACCUUCGCCGAGGACCUGCAGCUGACGGAGGUGAUGCGUCUGAGGGUGCAGUCGCUGCAGCAGAAGGGCCAGAAGCGGCAGGACGGAGAGAGGCUGCUGCUGCCGCACGAGUCCGUCUACAGGCUGGACUUCAGCCAACAGGACCUGACCUUCUCCCGCUGGAACGUCAGCCUGCAAGGAACGGGACGCUUCACCGUCACCGGCAUCUGCCAGCUCUGGACGCCCGACCUGACCAACCUGAUGACCAGGCAGCUGCUGGAGCCCAUCGGCCAGUUCUGGAGGAACGCCGGAGAUCCAGAGGAUUUGCCCAUCAAGUGUCUGGAGGCGGAUAUUCAGGAGUUCGGAGAGAGGAUCGCAGAGCUGGCAAAGGUGCGGAAAGUCAUGUACUUCCUGUUCGCUUUCAAGGAGGGAGCGACGAAAGAGAAAAUCUCAUGCUCUUUGACCUUCAACAUAAACAAUUAACAGAUCGAAUCUCUCCAAGCAUCGUAUCCUAAAACCCCAGACAGGUUAGAUGCUCUCAAACCUCUUUUUUCGCCAAUCAAUCAUAAAAACUUAGACAUUUAUUAUGUAUUUAGCUUCCUGCUGUCCAGAAAAGCAACAUUUUAGAAAGAUUGUUAAUUAUGCACAUGCAUUUUGUCCGGUGAAUAUGUAAUCCAGUGCCAUUUUGAUGCUUAUAGACAGCUCAAUAAAAAUUUCUGUGUCAAUCA
This is a messenger RNA of Cyprinus carpio (common carp), 848 nucleotides long. RefSeq names its product olfactory marker protein a (gene ompa). The record is from RefSeq and is a predicted model, not a curated record. NCBI's taxonomy places the organism in Eukaryota, Metazoa, Chordata, Actinopteri, Cypriniformes, Cyprinidae. Gene Ontology annotation, biological process: signal transduction; sensory perception of smell.